CUCGUUCACUUCUCAAACGUGUUCAUCUCAGAAAUCAAGCGACGCAAAAUGAGGUCCACUGGCGCAUGCAUUGUCUUUGUCCUCUACCUGGGAUACGCCAGUUCUAGCUACGCAGAAGGCGGCCACGGCUACGGAGGAGGUCAGGAUCUAGGAGGCGGCCACGACCUUGGCGGCGGCCACGACGUUGGAGGUGGACACGACCUUGGCGGCGGACAAGACUUUGGAGGCGGCCAUGACUUCGGCGGCGGAGAUGGCGGAUACGGAGGCGUUGAACAUGGCUGGCAACCGAAAGUUGAAGCACAGCACCAUCACAUCCCCACCAAAACCAUUGAGCACACUCAACCCGUUCACAUACCGGUGGUUAAGAAGGUAGGAGUCCCAGUACCGCACCCUGUGGGAGUCCCGGUACCUCAAGUCAUCAAAGUUCCAGUACCACAGCCUUACGCAGUCCACGUACCGGUACCACACCCUAUCGCGGUGCCGAUUUACAAGCUCGUACCCCAGGAAAUCGAGAAGAAGGUUCCCAUCAACGUAGAAAAACUUGUUCCAGUGUACGUGGAUAAACCGUACAAAAUCGAGGUGGAGAAACAUCACCCCGUGUACGUUAACAAACCAUACCCUGUACAUGUUCCAGUCUACAAACAUGUGUACCACCACGUGCCGAAGCACGAUGACGGAGGGCACGGGUGGAGUCAUUAGGUUUCUUCUAGGUUAAGUUUAUUCCAUUUCCAGUCAUCUCAUCCUCAGUCAUCCUUCACCAAAUCUUGUUGUUAUUUUUUUUCUGUUAAUAAAAUUGUUUUAUUUA
This is a messenger RNA of Leptinotarsa decemlineata (Colorado potato beetle), 805 nucleotides long. RefSeq lists its product as uncharacterized. NCBI's taxonomy places the organism in Eukaryota, Metazoa, Arthropoda, Insecta, Coleoptera, Chrysomelidae. The record is from RefSeq and is a predicted model, not a curated record.